Messenger RNA from Rattus norvegicus (Norway rat), 570 nucleotides. It is a transcript of the gene Tmsb10, whose product is annotated as thymosin, beta 10. NCBI's taxonomy places the organism in Eukaryota, Metazoa, Chordata, Mammalia, Rodentia, Muridae. Gene Ontology annotation, biological process: actin filament organization. Gene Ontology annotation, molecular function: actin monomer binding. The record is from RefSeq and is a predicted model, not a curated record. Gene Ontology annotation, cellular component: cytoskeleton.
CCUCGUUGCGGCGGGCGAGAGGCGGGGCGGGGCGCGGUGUAUAUAAGACGAGGGGCGGGCGCCGCUCUUUUGUCUCUUGCUGCAGCAACGCGAGUGGGAGUACCUGGAGCGCGAGCUCGGAACGAGAAUCCACGGCCACCCAUUAUCGCCUUGGUUCGCCCAUCAGAGUUGUAAGAAAAUGGCAGACAAGCCGGACAUGGGGGAAAUCGCCAGCUUCGAUAAGGCCAAGCUGAAGAAAACCGAGACGCAGGAGAAGAACACCCUGCCGACCAAAGAGACCAUUGAACAGGAAAAGAGGAGUGAAAUCUCCUAAAAGCCUAGGAAGAUUUCCCCACCCCACCCCUUCAUCUCCAAGAACCCCCUCGUGAUGUGGAGGAAGAGCCACCUGCAAGAUGGACGCGAGCCACAAGCUGCACUGUGAACCCGGGCACUCCGCGCCGAUGCCACCGGCCCGUGGGUCUCUGAAGGGGACCCCCCCACUAAUCGGACUGCCAAAUUUCACCGGUUUGCCCAGGGAUAUUAUAGAAAAUUAUUUGUAUGAUUGAUGAAAAUAAAACACACCUCGUGGCA